AAACUUGUUACGUACAAUCUUUUAUACACAUGUUACAUUUAUUCAUUAUUUGAGUGUUUUCUCGAAACAUGGUAGAGAGUGCACAUCGUGCAUCGAAGCGUUGGAUCCAAACAUCGACUGGAGCUAUGGAUACAGUUCAAAAUGCACUAGAUGCGCAAGUUGACCUUCAAAUUAAUGAAUUGAAGGUGGAAAACGAAAGCAGUAGAACAGCCAGGAUGUACAGUACUUCACUGUCGUGCUUCGGUGCUUUGGUAUGUAACGUAUCACAAAAAGCACUGGACCUGUUGGAUAAAGAGUACGAAAAGUUGGAAAAGAAUCCGGAUAGUUGCAACUGUUACCUAAGCCGAACCCACGGACUCCCGUGUGCGUGUAUGAUUGCAGUUAAAAUUGCUGAGGGAGAUACUUUUUAUCCGCAACAGUUACAUCCAUUCUGGAGAACGUUGGCUGUCGAGCCGAAGUCGGAUCCAUGGGAGGACGAGGAGGAACCGUUUGAUCGCACAGUUGCAAUUAAGAAAGUUCUUCUCGAUGAGUUCGAGAAGUUAUCAAACAAAGAUUACAUGUCCCUAAAAAAUGCGGCCGACUAUUUACGGGACCUAAAUAAUCCUUCUUCAACGCAUUUACAAGAGCCGUCAUUUGUGAAGGCCAAGGGACGACCUAAGAAUAACUCGAUGAAGAGGAACUUGUCCGGAUAUGAGCACAUGAUGAAUCGGAAAUCCGAAGUUAAAUCUUCUUCGGGCUCUAAGGGUCGCAAAACCCCGACCGAAAGGACGCCAGAGUCAAAAUUUAAAGCUGGUACGCCAGAGUCAAAGGUUAAAGGUCGUCCUCGCGGACGUACUAAAUCGACGGAAGAAUCAGUUGUUACUGCCGGGGACCGGGUCAAUUUCUUUUCCUUCCUUCCUCCGUUUCUCGCACAGUCCGUAGCCUCAUAUGUUAAUGUGAGGGCCGAUGGAAAUUGUGGCUACCGGUGCAUAGCCGAAGUUGUUUACGGCAGUCAAGAGAGAUGGCCACAAGUCAGAACUGACUUGGUUGAGGAGUUUAUGGAGCGUUACAAUCUAUAUGCUACUAUUUUUGGUGGGGAUGAGGGGGGUCGAAAUACAGUCGCUGAUUAUAUCUUGACAUGCAGUCAUGGUGCGUCCGCUCGAUGUACCACUUCAUGUACUCCUCGGCAACUGUUUCCGGCGGCCAGGCUUCAGGGUAUUGCGACAGGUCAAUGAAGUUGGCGUACUCGUUCUGCCACAAGCCGCCAGGAGCGUGGAAAGUGACUUUGUAUCCCGCGCCAAAUAAGCCGCGGUUAUGUGGCAAGUUCGAUUCAAUUAUCGGGAAAGGAAUAGUCUGGACUCUUCCAAACUGCCGCAACGCUCGGUCGGGCAUGUACGGCUCCACUAUAUCCAUGAACUGUAUCGUGCCGUAAUACAUGCUCCGAGGAUGCAAGUAAUGUGCACCGGUACCAUACGGGGUCCAACAAACCUAAGCAUAUUUU
This is a messenger RNA of Erythranthe guttata (spotted monkey flower), 1480 nucleotides long. NCBI's taxonomy places the organism in Eukaryota, Viridiplantae, Streptophyta, Magnoliopsida, Lamiales, Phrymaceae. The record is from RefSeq and is a predicted model, not a curated record.